CCGUGUUUCCGUACGGUACAUUUUUCCGAGCAUAUCUCAUGGUUAGUGUGGUGGUGACCUUUUCUGUCCAGCAUCGUUUCGGACUGUUGAGCCGGUUUUCAGACGUGCAGUAGAUUAAAAACCAAACUCGGUGUUCUGAAAAUGGCUCUACAUAAAAUCUGGAUGAAUGGCAGUAGUGUGUUCAGGUGUCUUCAAGAAGUGGCCUCGCAAAGAUGUUUAGUUGCUGUAUCAUCAUUUCACACCACACCAGCUCAGUCAAACUCCAACAGAACCUCAGUGGUGCGCUGUAGCAGGCAGAGAUAUGAACGCAUGUACCCAGUCUUGUUGGUGCGUCCAGAUGGGUCCACCAUCAACAUCAGAUACAGGGAGCCUAAAAGAAUAGUAACGAUGCCCGUGGAUAUUACCACUCUCUCAGAGGAGGAGAGGAAGGUCAGAAUGCGGAAGAGGGGUCCUAAAAAGACAAUGGUUAAAGCAAAGAAGGAUGAGUUUGAGGAUGACUUCAAAGUGGACGACUACAGCAAGUUCUGGAAGAAAACGUAAAUGGACUGAGGCUCACUUUAUUCAGCUUAUUUAUACUGUUUCACAUGUACAGAGCACAUUUACACUGCUGUUGGUUUUGUGUCAUUAAAGGUUUCUGAAAUCUAA
This is a messenger RNA of Pygocentrus nattereri (red-bellied piranha), 645 nucleotides long. RefSeq names its product mitochondrial ribosomal protein L55 (gene mrpl55). Gene Ontology annotation, biological process: translation. The record is from RefSeq and is a predicted model, not a curated record. Gene Ontology annotation, cellular component: mitochondrial large ribosomal subunit. The coding region runs from base 142 to 540 and encodes 132 amino acids. Lineage: Eukaryota; Metazoa; Chordata; Actinopteri; Characiformes; Serrasalmidae. Gene Ontology annotation, molecular function: structural constituent of ribosome. The transcript has 3 exons.